AUGGGAGUUCCACGAAAGGAAAAUGCCUCGGAAUUCCGGCCAAUCCGGAUUGAGGACUCGGAAAACUAUCAAAACUAUUCUGACAAGAACUCAACGAAAUCUCGCAAUAAGGCCGCGAAGAAGAUGCGGCUGGGCGGAAAGACGGCUCGUCGGAUGCUCGGCGAUGACGUGGAUAACGACGGCGUCAAUGUGAAGAGAAAUAUGGGCAUGAGGAAGUGGAGACGUGUGGAGCAUGCCCGCAUCAUGAUGUCGUUCACCGAUUUGGACGACAUUUGCGAGGACGGAUCGGACAUUGCCACUCCACCGACCACAGCGUUCGAUAAGCUGUUCGCGGAUAAGGAAAAUAUGAAGCUAUGGAACCAAUUCUGCGAAAAGGAAGAAACUGAGCAACUUCGCAUUCUCAAUGGGACGUCGAAGCUCCAGAAGACUCCGGACACCCCGACGACGUCGUCAGGAGCCGUCGCCACUACUCCGACCUCGAAGACGUCACUCAAGAAGCCAGUAAGACGCUUCUCUCCGUACUCCGGAGCCGCCUGCUUCGACCGUAUCGACUUCAAAAGUCGUAUGGCUCUUCUCGGGAGAAAAGUCAACUGGGCUUUUAUCGAUUUCCUGGAGAAGGAGCUACGCAACGUCUUCCGAAUCGAUGAGAAUAAUCAGCAGGACACGGAGGCCGUCUUCAUUGGGCACUACCCGGCGUCCUCGGAUCGAUUGCUGGCUCAUAUUGUGGCUCAAUGGCUCGGGUUGAGCUCUCAAAGUGUCACGGAUCCGAUUCUCAAAGAACGGAUCACUGAGAUUCGCAACCGUCGACCACUGAUUCCACCCCAAACGACGCUGAUUGCUCAUAUGGAGGAUCGGAUUCUGAAGCGGCCACUGGACUUUGUGCCGUUUUCUAUGAGAGAGGAGGAUGAGAAGGAUGUGGAAGACGUCGCUGUUGGAGGGGAGGAGACUCCUGAAGAGGACGAGGAGAAGGAUCUCAUGAACGAUCAUGAUACAUCGUUCCUCAUCGACGACCUCGCCGAUCUCAACGUCUCCAACUCGAAUUCCACGGCCUCAGAUUCUGAAGAGUGGGAAAAAGUGCCAAAAGAGGAGGAUUUCUAG
Caenorhabditis briggsae is the source of this 1098-nucleotide messenger RNA. The coding region runs from base 1 to 1098 and encodes 365 amino acids. The transcript has 6 exons. Gene Ontology annotation, molecular function: nucleic acid binding. The record is from RefSeq and is a predicted model, not a curated record. NCBI's taxonomy places the organism in Eukaryota, Metazoa, Nematoda, Chromadorea, Rhabditida, Rhabditidae.